AAUAUUAUCCUUCAAAACAAACGCAUUUAUAAUCAAUAACUAUUUUAUUGCUAUCAAUACAUGAUGUACAUUUAGUCGCUUAAUCUAUACAAGUUGAACAAGGCGCUGUACAAGGUAAACAUUAAGAAUUAUACAAAUAUCCUGUAGUGCAAGAGGUGCAAUUAGAUUCUGUUGUUUAACAAUUUCCACAUGAGGCAUGACAUUCAGAACAAUAAUUUCCAAUUAAAUAAUAAUGAUCAUUACAGAUAUUGCAUAUAUAAAAUGCAUUACAUUACUUACACUAUGAAGAACAAGAUUCACAUAUAUCAUGAGGAAUAGGAUGAUUAUCAUAAUCUGUAGUUUUAUAUCUACCAUCAUAACAAGUUGUGCAUUAAUAUGUAGACUCACAUAUUUUACAAUUAUCUAAGCAAUUAAUGCAGGUUCCUGAUGAUUCAAAUUGUCCAUCGCUACAACUCUGAGUUACUAAAAGAUAUAUUGAAUUAAAUAUUACAAGAAGCCAUCAGCAGGAUGAAUAUAAUAUACUUUAUAGAUCCUAAGGACAUAAUUGACAGUCUUAAUAUGAAAAAUAAUUAAAUGGAUUCUCAAAUACGUAAUUGA
This is a messenger RNA of Paramecium primaurelia, 597 nucleotides long. NCBI's taxonomy places the organism in Eukaryota, Ciliophora, Oligohymenophorea, Peniculida, Parameciidae. The record is from the annotation of a GenBank genome assembly.